Aureobasidium melanogenum CBS 110374 is the source of this 744-nucleotide messenger RNA. RefSeq lists its product as uncharacterized. The record is from RefSeq and is a predicted model, not a curated record. The transcript has a single exon. Lineage: Eukaryota; Fungi; Ascomycota; Dothideomycetes; Dothideales; Saccotheciaceae. Bases 1 to 744 code for a protein of 247 amino acids.
AUGGACGAAGAAGCCGCAACAGAAACUGAUCCUCUACUGUCAAAGCAUCCAGCUGCAUCUCGCCGUCACUUUGACAAUGACACUUCAAAACCAAAUCCCAUUCCCAUCGCACCUCAACCAACGCCAAACAACAAUGAAACAGACGCAGACAGCGAGCCUCUUUCUCAACAAGAUGUCUAUACUCUGCUCGGAAUGGCUGCUCCCACGGCAAACAACACAACACCUCGCCACCUCGAAUCUGCACAUGGCUUCUAUGCCCAGCUUCUAAAGACCGAGCGUCGCGCAUCACGUCACUAUCGCAUGUACGAUGUUGCAAUCUUCUUUCUCAUGAUCGUUCAACUCUGCAUCUCGGCUGUUUUUGUCGUACUCGGCUCGCUGCCUAAUCUCGAUCGUCAUCAUGUGGCUGUUGCUUCGCUAGGCGCUAUCGCUACAGUCGUGGCAGGGGUGUUGGCACUGAUGAAAGGCCAAGGACUACCAAACCGCCUACGCAUGGAGCGUGAUGCGUUGAGAAGAGUGGUGUUUGAGACUGAAGAGCUGUACUGGGACGCUAGGGCCGGCAGAGAGGUAGACUUUGCCGAUGUUGAAAGAUUGAGAGAUGCAUAUGUUGCUGUGGUUGAAGAUGCGAGAAAGAAUCAUCCUGAUGUAUGGACUUCGAGUCCAGUACCUGUGCGGGUCAAGACGGGGUUGAGUGGAAAGGGGACGCAGAUGCAGAUGCCGGGAGCCGCGCAGAUUGCAAAGCUGUGA